AUGGGAAAUGCUCAAUCCUCUGGUAAAUUACUCUUUCCAACAAGAGAAAAGGGUCUGGAAGCUUGUUUCUCGAGCUCACAACAAGCAGUUGAGGUGAUCAAGGGUAAUCAAUAUACAUCUUAUGUCUUGUCUGGUUUUUCCAUACUCGGAGAGGAUGAACAGAUUAGAUCCGAGAGAGAACUCGUUCAACAAAGGUUGAGAAACAAAUUGUUGGAUCCGAAGGAAGAUCGUGCAUUGGGAUGUAUGUUAGGAAAUGCCAUUGGAGAUGCAUUGGGUGCUCCUUUGGAAUUUAGUCCAGUUCGAUACAAUACUUUGGAAUUGAAAGGCUUUGAUCAUGCUGAAAUUUGGCAAAAGCCCAACUACAAUCGAUUCAUGCUGAAACCAGGUCAAUGGACCGACGAUUUUUCAAUGGCUCUUUGUUUGGCUGAUUCUCUCCUUGUGAAACAAGAUUUCAAUGCUUUGGAUUUGAGAACAAGAUUUGUGAAUUGGUGGUAUUUAGGUUAUUGUAAUGCUUUUGGAUUCAGUCCUGAUCUCAGUGACAGGGAAAGAAGUUCAGUUGGUCUUGGUGGCAAUAUUUCCAUGUCCAUGACUGAAUUUCUCGAAGAUCCAACUAUUGAAUUCACUCAAACAGGUGACAAGUCCACAAGUGGAAAUGGUAGUGUGAUGAGACAUUCACCUGUGCCAGUCAUGUUCCAUGAUGACCGAAACAAGGCAAUGUCUGUUGCCCAUGCACAGAGCAAAACAACUCAUCAGGGAGAAGAGGCUGCCGAGUUGUGUCGGCUGCUUGCAUUUAUUACUGUAAACGCAAUCAAUAGAGCCGAUUCAAAGAAGGAUGUUUUGGAAGAUUUGAGUGAAUUCCAGACUGACUUGUAUAGUGUACAGUGUUUGUGCAAAUCCAUGAAGGAAGAAAAACAUGAGUCCAAUGCACAUCUUGAUCUUGAAGACAGAAAUUGGAAUUGGAAGGAUCCAAACUUUGAAUUUUGCAAAACUCGAGCAAAACAACAGCCAGGUUAUGUGGGCUCGUAUGCAAUGGAUGCUGUGGCAAUGGCUCUGCAUUGUGUCUACACAACAGAUAACUUUGUCGAUGCCCUGUUGAAAUCUGCCAACAUGAGGGGCGACUCAGAUUCAUAUACAGCCGUCACUGGCAGCCUGUGUGGAGCCAUUUACGGAAGCUCCAGUAUUCCACUUUCUUGGGUCGAUGUUUUGCAGCAGUUCGACCGAAAUGGUGACAUUGCCCUGAAGGCCUACAAGCUGUAUCAUAAGCAAUUCAAUCUUUAA
Messenger RNA from Naegleria fowleri, 1278 nucleotides. RefSeq lists its product as uncharacterized. Lineage: Eukaryota; Heterolobosea; Eutetramitea; Acrasida; Naegleriidae. The coding region runs from base 1 to 1278 and encodes 425 amino acids. The record is from RefSeq and is a predicted model, not a curated record. The transcript has 4 exons.